Tarenaya hassleriana is the source of this 1916-nucleotide messenger RNA. RefSeq names its product proline transporter 2. The record is from RefSeq and is a predicted model, not a curated record. The transcript is spliced from 7 exons. Lineage: Eukaryota; Viridiplantae; Streptophyta; Magnoliopsida; Brassicales; Cleomaceae. Gene Ontology annotation, cellular component: plasma membrane. Bases 491 to 1810 code for a protein of 439 amino acids.
AUAAUUGAAUUAUUGAAAGACAGACCACAGGGCGAGAGAUUCCCCUAAAAUUGCCCCAUUUCAUAGGAUCUCAUCAACGAUACAAUUUCAGACACCGAGACGCAAUCAUCGGUCGGACCCGGCAAACAAAGAUCGGAUUUUUUUUUUUUUUCUGAUACCCAAGAAAGUCGUUGAAGGAGAGAGGGGAAAAUCGAGCAUCCGGGAAAAGAAUCCAUUUUUAUUUUGUAAUUCUUUUAAAUAAAAUUUCAGUUGCGAAUCCUGCUGGAUUCUUGGGCAUUCUUCUGUCUAGCAAAUUAAUUUCUUUUUGGGGGAAUUAAUUGCAUUUGCGCAUAGAUUCGCUAAAAAAGGAAAAAAAAAAAACAGGGAAUUCACCGGAUAUAAAAAGCUGGCUUUUGCAAGUUAUGUUCAUGUGGUAGGGGAGGGAGGGGCAGAGGAAGAAGAAACUGUACGGCUCGUGGGGAGAGAGAGAGAAGAGUCAAACCUCGGAAUCAUGGAAGGAGGUGAACCCAGGAACCGAAAGGUUAAUGCCGAGGAACAUCUAUCCAUUGAAAUCCCUGAAACUGCUCAUCAGAUCAGCAGCGAUUCAUGGUUUCAAGUGGCAUUUGUUCUGACAACUGGAAUAAACAGUGCUUAUGUGUUGGGGUAUUCCGGCACCAUCAUGGUUCCUUUGGGUUGGAUUGGUGGUGUGGUCGGUCUACUUCUCGCCACCGCAAUCUCUCUUUAUGCCAACUCUCUUAUCGCCAAACUUCACGAGUUUGGUGGUAAAAGACAUAUUAGGUACAGAGAUCUUGCCGGAUUCAUAUACGGCCGAAAGGCUUAUUGUCUUACGUGGGGAUUGCAAUAUGUAAAUCUUUUCAUGAUCAAUUGUGGCUACAUCAUCCUAGCUGGUUCUGCCUUGAAGGCUGUUUAUGUACUUUUCAGAGACGACCAUGCCAUGAAACUGCCUCACUUCAUUGCCAUUGCGGGUCUCGUGUGUGCCCUUUUCGCAGUUGGGAUCCCUCAUUUAUCGGCUCUCGGGAUUUGGCUCGGUGUCUCAACCGUCCUCAGUCUCAUCUAUAUUGUCAUAGCAAUAGUGUUGUCAGUUAAAGACGGAGUAAAAGCACCUGCCAGGGAUUAUAACAUACAGGGUUCAUCGACGGACAAAAUCUUUACUAUAACAGGAGCAGCUGCCAAUCUGGUUUUUGCGUUUAACACGGGAAUGCUUCCUGAAAUACAAGCGACGGUAAGGCAGCCUGUUGUGAAGAACAUGAUGAAAGCUCUCUACUUUCAAUUCACGGCAGGAGUCAUACCGAUGUACGCGGUUACUUUCAUCGGAUAUUGGGCAUACGGGUCUUCCACAUCAACCUAUCUGCUAAACAGCGUCAAUGGCCCGACCUGGGUGAAAGCCCUUGCUAGUAUAUCCGCUUUCCUCCAAUCGGUUAUCUCCUUGCACAUUUUUGCAAGUCCAACGUACGAAUACAUGGACACUAAAUACGGAAUCAAAGGAAGCUCGCUGGCAGUAAAGAAUCUGGCUUUCAGGACCGUAGCAAGAGGCGGAUACAUAGCAGUAAGCACGCUCCUCUCGGCCCUUCUGCCGUUCCUCGGGGAUUUCAUGAGCCUGACCGGAGCGCUGAGCACGUUCCCUCUGACCUUCAUACUGGCUAACCACAUGUUCCUUGUGGCUAAGAAGAGCAAGCUCGGUUCAGUGCAGAAGCUAUGGCAUUGGCUCAACGUCUGCUUCUUCGGGUUGAUGUCUGUCGCGGCCGCCGUCGCAGCUCUCAGGCUUAUCUCUGUCGACUCCAAGAACUUCCAUGUCUUUGCGGAUGUUUAAGUAUCUUGGUUUGUCGCCAUUGUUAGUUAUUCUUAGGAGGGGUCUCCCCUCUCUUCUUUUCGUUCUUGUUUUUUUUUUUUUUAAAUAGAUGAAAAGUUUCAUUCCA